AGCGGACCGAUGGCUGCGGCAGGGAGCGGAUCAGGGAUGGAGGCGCGGGACGGACUGGUGCAGCGGAGUGUGGCGAGUGGUGGCGAUGACGGUGGUGAGGGCGGCGGCGAGGGAACAGUCGGGUUCUGCCGGACCAACGCUGGGCGAGCUCGUCAUGGCGCGUGCCCGUGCCGGCCGCGGGAGGAUCAGCAGGGCGCGCUGGCCGGCGGCGAGUGCGGGCACGCGGUGGCGCUGGCGCUGCACUGCGCGCGAUGCGCCGAUGUCGAGAGCUGCGAGCAUGUGCGUAGCAGCAAGGACGGUGGCGGCGUGGUGCGGUGCAGCGAGUGCGGUUUGGCGCUGACCAAAGAGCAGAUCAAGGCCGGGAAGAAGCUGGCCAAGAUUCGGGCCAAGGCUGAGAAGGCGGCGGCCAAGGCGCGGGCCAAGGCCGACAAGCUCAAGGAAGCGGCUUAA
Messenger RNA from Thecamonas trahens ATCC 50062, 450 nucleotides. RefSeq lists its product as uncharacterized. Lineage: Eukaryota; Apusomonadida; Apusomonadidae. The record is from RefSeq and is a predicted model, not a curated record. The coding region runs from base 10 to 450 and encodes 146 amino acids. The transcript has 2 exons.